CAGGCUUUACCCCCCUCCCUCCUCUCUCCCCAGUGAAUGCUGAGCAGUGCUGGGAGCUGUGCCUGUUUUUUGUGCUUCUGGAGAUGCUGCAUGGGUCUGAGGGGAGGGGAAGCAGAUGGUGGGGAUCAGACCACCCCCUCGACGCCACCACCCUCCCCCCAGUGCUGCAAUCUGGACAGGGUCAGCCCCAACUCUCAUCUCUGCGCCGCAGCUGCUCCAUCACCUGCCUGCAGCUGCUUCAGGGCUGUGCGGGGGCCAUCCUGCAGGCUGGGGAGGGGUUGGGGCUGCCCUCCUCAGUACCCCAGAGCCACGGCGAUGGGCACGGAAGGUCCUGGCAUGUCCUCACCUGCGUCCUCCCCAACCUCAUUGCUCCCCAUACCCACCCCACAUGUCGAUGCUGGGGGGGCCGUCUUACAGCUGCAUCAGCCCCAGCCCGGCCCUGCCUGCGGGCGCUGUGGGUUCGGCGCUGGGGAGGGCGGGCACAAGGCAGCAGCUUUGUGCCAGGAGCUGAGGGUGGAGGGGCAGGAGGGAUGGAGCUGUCAGCUGAUGGAGCUGGCAAUGCGCUGGGGUCGUGCAGGGACGCGGCUGCUCACCGCCUGCCCCAUGCGGCCGAGGGGAAGGGGUCACCCCACAGCCUCCUCCCCGUGACCGCAUGGCUCUGCUGGGGGGAUGCGCUGUCCUUGUCUGCAACCGGGGAAGUGCUCCGUGCCGUGUGCCUGCGCUGCGCCUGACGGUGUUCCUUCUCCACCCCCAGGUCAAUGACUUCUUAUCGGGCCGUUCCCCGCUCACCUUGGCGCUGCGUGUGGGCGACCAUAUGAUGUUCGUGCAGCUCCAGCUGGCGGCCCAGCAGAGCAGCGGGCAGCUCCAGCACCGGCACGUCAUCGCCAGCCGCGGCGAGGCGGGGGCCACCAACAGCCCCCACUGUCGGACCCUGCAUGGCAGCGCCGGCUCCGGCUUUGCCCGCAUCCCCGUGGUGCCCGCCUGCCCGCAGAGCCCAGCUCCCAGCCCCACACCCGCCACGCCGGCCCCCCCUGUGUACUGUAACGCCCCCCACCCCGCUCCUGUCACCGCUGGGAUGUUCCGGUCGCACGGGGCCAGCGCGCAGACGGUGAACAGCAGCGUGGUGUCCUCAUGCUCAGAGGUGGACUGCAGUAUGCGUGGCGGCUCCUCGCCCAGCAGCAGCCCUGCCCCGAGCGCCCGCUCCCGCAAACCCGGGGCCGUCAUUGAGAGCUUCGUCAACCACGCGCCUGGGGUCUUCUCAGGGACCUUCUCCGGCACUUUGCACCCCAACUGCCAGGACAGCAGCGGGCGGCCGCGACGGGACAUCGGCACCAUCCUGCAGAUCCUCAACGACCUCCUCAGCGCCACGCGACACUACCAGGGCAUGCCGCAGUCCCUGGCACAGCUCCGCUGCCAGACACAGUUCUCCUCAUCCUCCUCCUCACCGCCUGCAUCCCCGGACCUCACCGCCAAAACUACCUCAGAGCCGCUGCCCGCGGCCGCAGCGUCCGCUCCUCUGCACCCCGUCGUCCAGUGCCAAAGCCAGAUCCGGAUGUGCAAGCCCAGUGGGGAUCGCUUGCGGCAGACGGAGAACCGUGCGACGCGCUGCAAAGUGGAGCGGCUGCAGCUGCUGAUGCAGCAGAAAAGGCUGCGCAGGAAGGCCAGGAGGGACGCCAGGGCUCCGUACCAUUGGCUGCCCAACCGCAAAUCCUCCCGCACCAACAGCAACAGCAGCGUCUCCAGCGAGGGCAGCCUGGAUCUGGACUUCGAGGACUCGGUCUGGAAGCCGGAGGUCAAAGCGGACAUCAAGUCCGAAUUUGUCGUAGCAUAGAGCCGGGCUGCGGCCGCGGACUCGUGGCGGUGGGGGA
Lagopus leucura (white-tailed ptarmigan) is the source of this 1868-nucleotide messenger RNA. RefSeq names its product midnolin-like. The record is from RefSeq and is a predicted model, not a curated record. The transcript has 4 exons. Gene Ontology annotation, cellular component: nucleus. NCBI's taxonomy places the organism in Eukaryota, Metazoa, Chordata, Aves, Galliformes, Phasianidae. The coding region runs from base 653 to 1831 and encodes 392 amino acids.